This is a messenger RNA of Tachysurus vachellii, 1703 nucleotides long. It is a transcript of the gene zranb2, whose product is annotated as zinc finger, RAN-binding domain containing 2. The transcript is spliced from 10 exons. Bases 72 to 1034 code for a protein of 320 amino acids. Gene Ontology annotation, biological process: RNA processing. Gene Ontology annotation, molecular function: RNA binding; lipopolysaccharide binding. NCBI's taxonomy places the organism in Eukaryota, Metazoa, Chordata, Actinopteri, Siluriformes, Bagridae. The record is from RefSeq and is a predicted model, not a curated record.
CAUUGGGGGGUAUUUAUAUUCAGGCGCCGUCGGUUUCCCUGUGAGAUUCCGGUCCACUUUGGAGACACAAAAUGUCUGGGAAGAGUUUUCGAGUCAGCGACGGAGACUGGAUUUGUCCAGAUAAAAAAUGUGGAAAUGUGAAUUUUGCCAGAAGAACAAGCUGUAACCGAUGUGGAAGAGAGAAAACGACAGAGGCGAAGCUGAUGAAGGCCGGAGGAACGGAGAUCGGGAAGACUCUGGCUGAGAAGAGCAGGGGACUCUUCAGCGCCAACGACUGGCAGUGCAAAACGUGUGGAAAUGUAAACUGGGCCAGAAGGUCAGAGUGUAACAUGUGCAACACUCCUAAAUACGCCAAACUCGAGGAACGAACAGGAUACGGUGGGGGUUUCAACGAAAGAGAGAAUUUGGUUUACAACGAGAGAGAAGAAUCAGACGGAGAAUACGAUGAGUUUGGUCGCAUAAAGAAAAAGUUUCGAGGGAAAAACAAGGACAACGAAAAAAAGGGAGAACCAGAAAAGAAAGACAAGAAGGAGGAGGAGGACGAGCAGGAGGAAGAAGAAGAAGAGGAGGAGGAGGAAGAUGGCGAUCUUUCAAAAUACAAACUUGAUGAUGAAGAUGACGACGAAGAUGACGCCGAUUUGUCAAAGUACGACCUUGACGUGAGCGAAGAGGCGAAACCGUUCGAGAAGAAAGGCAGCGGCUCGGGUUCUUCUCGCUCGUCGUCUCGCUCGUCCAGCUCCAGCUCCCGCUCUCGGUCCAGGUCCAGAUCCCGGUCCAGGAGCUCAUCCAGUUCCAGAUCGCGCUCUCGCUCGAGGUCUCGCUCAAGAUCCAGCUCCCGCUCUGGGAAAGGCUCCGCCUCCUCGAGAAAGAGGUCUCGCUCGUCCUCGCCGUCUCCUGACCGAGGCCAGAAAAGAAGCCGCUCCAGAUCCUCCUCUGGCGGACGCAAAAAAAGACGCUCUCGCUCCCAGUCGUCCGAAAGGGGGCGUGGCUCAUCCGGAUCUUCUGGUUCUGGCUCCAGCUCACAAAAGAAAUGAUUAACAAAAGUCUUAAAUAUAAAAAAAGAACAGGGGAAAAAAGAAAUCUUACGUAUAACUGCAUGUUGUCUUUGGGGAGAAAAGAACAAAUCCCACACUGUGCUGUUUCGAGUGAGAGUGACGCAGUAUUCAAAUAUUCAGUCUGGUUUUUUUUUUUUGUUUUGUUUUGUUUUCUCUCUUUAAUGGUAACCAGAAUCUGCCUUUCUGACCGCGCGAGCUAUCCGAACACUCUGCUAACGAUGGUUCGGUGACGGAAGUCGUUCUACACAAACUAAUAAAAACAUCGCGUAGAAUUUUUCAUGAAUUAUUUGCUGAUGCUGGUUUUCCAAAUUCCUGUUUGAACGCUGUAGGUAAUUGAGUUUCGUCCGUCAUUAUUGACGACUAGUUGUGUGUAAGGUGAAGGUAAGUAUGGUCUACUUUGUGUUUGGGGGUGGGGGGGGAUUUGGGGGUGGUGUCUUCACUCGGAGGAGCUAAUCUCCGAAAGCUUUACUUUUUGUUUUUAAGUCCUGAUUGGUAUCCAAAUUCCCGAUUUGUCCCCGAACCAGCUUUACAAAUCCAGAACGUUAGCGCGUUUGUUCACAUGUUGCGUAUCGUUUAGAGGAAGUAGUUUGCGAUUCAUUAGAACCACAUGGCAAUGUGAUCGGUGCAAAUAAAUCCCUGUUCAACUUA